AUGGCGGUGCUGCUGCGCCCGGCGGCGAUCGCCGGCGGCCGGCAGGUGUGGCCGGUGGCGGAGGAGCUUGGCGACGCGGGCGGCGCGUCGCAGCGGCUCGUGGAGGCCGUUGCGCGCGGCGACGCGCGGGAGGCCGGGGAGCUGCUGGCGUCCGGGCGCGCGGACGUGAACUACGCCGGGGUGGUGUGGCUGGACGCGCGGCGCGUGGCCGAGGCUGCGCUGCGGGAGGGCGCCGCCGCCGAGCUGCGCGCCUCGCGCGAGGAGAUCCGCGCCGACGUGUCCCCCCUCUUCCUCGCCGCCGGCAACGGGGACGUCGCGCUCGUCCGCGCGCUGCUCGCAAAGGGGGCGGACGUGAACGGCAAGGUGUUCCGCGGGUACCCGACGACGGCCGCGGCGAGGGAGGGGCACGCGGAGGUGGCGGAGCUGCUGGUGCGCGCCGGCGCGUCGCAGCCGGCAUGCGAGGAGGCCAUCUUAGAGGCGGCGCUGCAGGGGCAGGCAGCCCUGGCGGCCAUCUUCAUGCGCUCCGACCUUGUCCGCCCGCGCAUCGCCGUUCAGGCGCUCGUCUCCGCCGCCACUCGCGGCUUUGUCGACGUGGUUGACACGCUCGUCAAGUGUGGUGCCGAUCCAAACGCGACCUCCCGGGUGCUUUUGCGUUCGCUGAAGCCGUCGCUGCAUCUCAAUGUCGACUGCACAGCGCUUUUCGCGGCGAUCGUGAGCCGGCAAGUCGCCGUUGUUCGUCAGCUACUUCAGGCUGGUGUGAAGAGGGACACCAGGGUGAGACUGGGAGCUUGGUCGUGGGACGCGGCCACCGGCGAGGAGCUGCGCGUAGGCGCCGGCCUUGCGGAGCCCUACGAUGCAGCCUGGUGCGCUGUGGAGUACUACGAGUCCACGGGUUCCAUUCUGCGCAUGCUCCUGCAGAACGCGUACUCGCUGGGCGCCACGCACCAUGGCCGUACGCUGCUCCACCACGCCGUCCUCUGCGGCAGCGUCGGCGCCGUCGAGACGCUGCUGGCGUGUGGUGCGGACUGCGAAGCUCCGGUCAAGACGUCCCGGAGCACCAGGCUUAGGCCGGUUCACAUGGCCGCACGCCUCGGCCAGCCGGAGAUAUUGCAGACGCUCAUGGACAAGGGCUGCGACGUCAACGCGAGGGCGGAAGGUGGCGAUGUCGCUGCCAUCUUGGCCGCGCGCCACAGGCACGAGGACUGCCUCAGGGUUCUCGUUUCGGCUGGAGCAGACGUUGCGCUGCUGAACUCGGCCGGCGACUCCGCGGCCACCGUCGCCUGUUCUGGUGGCUGGAAGGCAGGCUUGGAACGCGCGGUUCUUGGCGCAAUCUGGUCAGGGACCAUCCCCGUGUCCAGCGACAGGAGCAUCUUCUCACCAAUGAUGUUCGUGGCGCGCUGCGGCGAUGCGGCUGCGUUGGAGGUGCUGCUCGCUCAGCCAGGCGUGGACGUGGACGAGCAGGACACGGACGGGUGCUCGCCCAUAAUGGCCGCCGCCAAGGAGGGCAACGUGGACGCCUUCCGUGCCCUCGUCUUCGCCGGUGCCAACGUCAAACUGAGCAACAAGCGUGGCGAGACGGCCAUCGGGCUCGCGCAGCAGAGCAAGAAGAGGGACCUGUUCGAGCAGGUGAUGCUCGAGUUCGCGAUGGAGAAGGGCAUGCCCGCCGGUGGCUUCUACGCGCUGCACUGCGCGUCCCGGCGCGGCGACGCCGCAGCGGUGCGUCACCUGGCAAGCACGGGCUACGAUGUCAACGUCCCGGACGGCGACGGAUACACCCCGCUGAUGCUGGCCGCCAGGGAAGGCCACGCGGCCGUGUGCGAGCUGCUGAUCUCCCACGGCGCCCGGUGCGACAUCGUGACCCCGCACGGCGAGACGGCGCUCUCCCUCGCGCGGUCCGCGCUGGCCACUGCGUCGUUCAACAAGGCCGAGGACGUGAUCAUGGACGAGCUGGGCCGGCAGCUCGUUCUCCAGGGCGCGCACGUCGUGAAGCACACCAAGGGCGGGCGCGGGAGGCCGCACGGCAAGUCGCUGAGGAUGGUCGCCGCUGCCGGCGUGCUCCGGUGGGGCGGGUCGAGCCGCCGCAACGUGAUGUGCGUAGAGGCCGAGGUCGGGGGCAGCUCGGCGUUCCAGCGGUACCGGCAGAGGAAGGGCCGUCGAGGCGACGACGCGUACGCGCCGGGGCUGUUCCGCGUGGUGACGGCGACUGGGAAGGAGCUGCACUUCGUUUGCCAGGGCGGUGAGGAGGCAGCGGAGCUGUGGGUGCGUGGCAUCAGAGCGCUGACGAGGGCGGUGUUCGGCAAGCGUGGAGACUAGCUAGGUAGUGAGAGGAGAUGGACUGUGCUCUGUUUAGGCUUGGUAGUUUGCAGCGAGCGUGCCUGUAAAGAGUGUAGGGGACGAAGUAGAGCGGGUGAUGAUGCGUGGAGUGGAGUUGGUGUGAUGGUCUUCAGCUUGAAGACUUUGCCGAGUUGCCAUGAUGUUUUUGGUUCAGGGCCUGGGAGUUUGUACAGCUUUGCUGGAUGUUUUUGGCUAAGUUGCUUUAGCCAGCUUGUUAGUGACUUUCACUCUGAAAUAUCAGUGUCUUUGAGAA
Molecule: messenger RNA, 2587 nt
Organism: Lolium rigidum
Lineage: Eukaryota; Viridiplantae; Streptophyta; Magnoliopsida; Poales; Poaceae
Product: ankyrin-2-like
Exons: 4
Coding region: 1-2313 (770 amino acids)
Molecular function (GO): protein binding
Source: RefSeq, a predicted model, not a curated record